AUGAAGCCGCGGUCGCUCCUGGAGCGCCUGGCCCGCCCCUUCUCCCGCCGCGCCUCAUCCGACCAGUCCCGCCGCGAGAAGGAGGAGGAGGCGGACCUGGAGGCGAUCGCGGCGCGGGAGCAGCGCGCGUUCCGGUACGAGACGCUGGCGGCGGCGACGCGGGGCUUCUCCGAGAAGAACCGGCUCGGGCAGGGCGGGUUCGGCCCCGUGUACCGGGGCCGCCUCGAGGACGGCCGCGACGUCGCCGUCAAGCGCCUGGGCGCCGGGUCGCGGCAGGGCUCCCAUGAGUUCCGGAACGAGGCCACGCUGCUGUCCCGGGUGCAGCACCGGAACGUGGUCAACCUCAUCGGAUACUGCGCGCGCGGGGCGGAGGACAAGCUGCUGGUGUACGAGUACGUGCCCAACGAGAGCCUCGACAAGAUCCUCUUCUCCCCUUCCUCCUCCGCACACUCCAGCAGCAACAGCGACCGAUCACGACGAGCGGAGCUGACCUGGCCGCGGCGGCACGAGGUUGUGGUCGGCGUGGCGCGUGGCCUGCUCUACCUCCAUGAGGACGCGCACACACCCAUCAUCCACCGCGACAUCAAGGCCAGCAACAUCCUUCUCGACGACCGGUGGGUGCCCAAGAUCGCCGACUUCGGCAUGGCCCGCCUCUUCCCGGAGGCCGGCGAUGGUCACUCUCGUGUUCAUACCCGUGUCGCCGGCACUAACGGGUACAUGGCGCCCGAAUACCUCAUGCACGGUGACCUCUCCACCAAGGCCGACGUCUUCAGCUUCGGCGUGGUUGUUCUCGAGAUUGUCUCGGGCCGCAAGAACUCCGCCUUUGUCCCGCCCCUGGGCGCCGAGGCAGACAGCCUCCUGGAAUACGCCUGGAGACUGUACAAGAAAGGUCGGAGCCUGGAGUUGCUUGACCCCGCUGUCAAGUCGUCGGCAGUGCCGGAGCAGGUCGAGCUGUGCGUGCGCAUCGGGCUGCUGUGCGUGCAGGCCGACCCGCGGCUGCGGCCGGACAUGAAACGCGUGGUAAUCAUCCUGUCCAAGAAGCAGAGCACACUCGAGGAGCCGACGCGUCCGGGGGUGCCCGGGUCGCGGUACCGGCGGAGGCCCCACGGCCUGCGCGGCUCGCACUACUCUGCCGGGUCGUCGUCCGGCACCAGCUCGCCGUCUACGUCCGCAACAUCGCACGCGUCAGCGUCAGCGUCGGCCUCCAACGCCAUGACGACGUCGAGCACGCACACCAUGAGAAGCCAAGGCUUGCCGUCGCACCGAGAAGAAGAGCAGGACGAGUAG
This is a messenger RNA of Miscanthus lutarioriparius, 1287 nucleotides long. The record is from the annotation of a GenBank genome assembly. NCBI's taxonomy places the organism in Eukaryota, Viridiplantae, Streptophyta, Magnoliopsida, Poales, Poaceae.